Molecule: messenger RNA, 367 nt
Organism: Xenia sp. Carnegie-2017
Lineage: Eukaryota; Metazoa; Cnidaria; Anthozoa; Malacalcyonacea; Xeniidae
Exons: 3
Coding region: 1-351 (116 amino acids)
Source: RefSeq, a predicted model, not a curated record
AUGGCUUUGUGUAGAUGGUCGUCGAGUUAUGUACUUGGAGAAGCAACGGACGCGUUCCCGAAAGGUAAAUUUGUAUUAGGCACGAAAGGCUCUGACGUCACCUCGGGUUUUAACGAAUACCAGGCCCCGCUCGGCUACGGCUUUUCAAUUCACACACCAGAUCGAGUUUACGAAUUCAGUGCUGGCACGGAGGACGAACGGGACGAGUGGGUUAAAGAUUUGAAGACAAUAGUAUCAACGUCACUGACGGAAGAAGAUAGAAAAGCAAUUACGUUGAGCGAAGAUUUAGAAAGAAAAAAAUCUCAACAAAGUUCGUUAUCCAGAAUAAGUCAAAAUUUUCAUAACAUAUAAAUUAUAUUAAUCUUUA